AGGUUCUCCACCGUGGCUACCUUCAACUCUAAACAGUAUUCGUGUUUUCGAUAGAGGGUCGGCAACCAGCAGCACAUUACCUGACAUACUCGCUGCGCUGCUGAAAAAUGACAACCAAGUAUGGCAUGUUCAUGGAACAUGCCUAUCUUACACCAUCGCCUCCGCCAGUAGGAGGAGAAGAGGCAAGCGAAAAGGGUGGCUCACCAAAGGGCAGUCGCCCUUCGUCGCCAGAUGUUGGAACACAGCUGCGUGAUCAUGGUCUGAACUUUAAGGCGACCAUCGGGAGAAUCGGCAAGAACAACGAUGCAACGUUCGAGACGUUCAAGUCCCUCCAUAUUGGUGACAAAUAUCUAGACCCAAGCAGACGACACCUCCAAGAACAAAAUUUGCAGCGUAAGCAGCAAGUUGUGCCUGCGCCUUUUAAGGCAGCAUCCCCCAUGAAGGUCAGCACGACACCUGGAGACUUCAUCGGCACACUUCAGGGCAAAGUGGAGUACAUCCCGGGCCGCAGCGUAACGGUUCAGAAGACCAAGGCGGACGUCAAGACAGAGCCGCGCGGGUUCUACACAUCCCCCGCCAAACGCGGCACCUUUGGCUUCAACAAGACAACCAUCUCGGAGCGGCAGGGCUUCCGGGGGGUGGCGACGGAGUACGAAUACCAACAUGAUCCAGAUGAAAUGCAGCGGCAGCGGCGGCUGCAGGAGCGGGAAGCAGACUUUGCCGCGCGGCAGGCGCAUCCCUUCCGGCCCUCGCACCCGCCCAAGCGCGGUGGCGCGGGUGUGCCCAACAUCACCAUCAGUAAGGGCAAGGGUGUAGCGGGCGAGUACGAGUACAUGCUAGGAGCCGACCCCGCUGUGGCUCCUCCCGACUUCUCAGACCCAAAUGCGCCCAAGCCGGGAAAGCUCAAAGUGGAAAUCCAAAAGGGCGAGCAGGGGGGUCCGGCCUUCCGCCCCUCCUCCAUCAACCCGCGCCAUCUGGGUCGGCACCCGGAGUACAUCCAUGACCCCGAGGCACCCAAGAUUGAAUCCGAGCACGCCCGGAAGAAGACGGAGCUAGAGCGGCUUGCCAACACGGGUCCCUGGCGGCCAAACAACUCGCAGAAGACGGACAUGAUUCGCAGCAUCGUGCGCAUGAACCUAAAAUAAAUGUAUCAAGG
Molecule: messenger RNA, 1156 nt
Organism: Astrephomene gubernaculifera
Lineage: Eukaryota; Viridiplantae; Chlorophyta; Chlorophyceae; Chlamydomonadales; Astrephomenaceae
Source: the annotation of a GenBank genome assembly